Messenger RNA from Leptidea sinapis, 999 nucleotides. RefSeq lists its product as uncharacterized. NCBI's taxonomy places the organism in Eukaryota, Metazoa, Arthropoda, Insecta, Lepidoptera, Pieridae. The record is from RefSeq and is a predicted model, not a curated record. The coding region runs from base 82 to 924 and encodes 280 amino acids. The transcript has 5 exons.
AGUCAACAUCAAAACAAAAAUAUUCAGUUAAAUAUAAAUACAAUUUUUUUAUAGAAAAUGCUUAAAUAAAUAAAAAAUAAAAUGAAUUGCAUGCGGCUAUUGUGCUUUAGAGCACCACUCAAAUUAUCAUCCUAUGCAAGGAAGACUGAGUGGAACCUGCAGAAUAUCAGGUACAGAAGAACAUCACCAUGCAAGUUGACCUCGCCGCCGAAGGGCACGUGUUUCGACAUCCGCAACUUGGAGUUAGUCCAAGGCACCAACGCUCACGGUAAGGCCAUCCGCUCGUUCCUGUACAACCACUACUGGCCUCGCGAGCCCAGCAUCGUGUCCCUGUGGAUGAGCCCCAACAGCCCUUACCUAGACCUCCUCACCGACAAAUAUUCCUAUUCAGGUGAACGUAUUUUGGCGUACGAGUACAUACCGCGCACCAAGGAACGGAAGUUGGUAGGGCUGUGUGUGUGCAACAAGGUGUACCCGUGGAUGGUGGAGGAGUUGGAGCAGUGGGGACACAGUACUAGCACGACCCCGGAGCGGCACCGGAUCUACUUCAUCGCCCACUGCAUCAGAAGUCCGAGCUUGUUUCAGAAGUAUAAAGUCGAGUAUAUUUACGAUGUUGAAGUGUUGGGAACCGCAGCUGAAGUAACCGGCCAAGGAGUUGGGACGAUACUCCUGCAAACAGUAUUGAAAGAAGCCAAGGAGCAACGGCAUCCACUUGUACAAGUCAUCGCAGUGAGCCAGUAUGGAGCAAAAAUCUGCGAGAAAGUGGGCAUGAAGCAGGAUUGGUCAAUGAAAUACUCAGAUUUCAUUGAUGACGGCGGGGUGAAAGUAUUUUAUCCAAGGAGUCCUCACAACAACGUGUACAUCUACACCAAAUACUUCGAUCCCAAACUUGGAGGAGAGCUUCCUUGUUUACCUCCAUUUUAACUUACGACUUCAACAGUGACCAAAGUGAAUUUUUUGAAACACUUUAAAAAUAAAAUGUUUUUUUACUGCUUUGAA